Molecule: messenger RNA, 941 nt
Organism: Medicago truncatula (barrel medic)
Lineage: Eukaryota; Viridiplantae; Streptophyta; Magnoliopsida; Fabales; Fabaceae
Product: dihydroneopterin aldolase 2
Exons: 2
Coding region: 295-687 (130 amino acids)
Biological process (GO): folic acid-containing compound metabolic process
Cellular component (GO): cytoplasm
Molecular function (GO): dihydroneopterin aldolase activity
Source: RefSeq, a predicted model, not a curated record
AGUGGGUCACAUGUUAUAAAAAAAAAUGAUAUGAUUGCUUUAAAAUAUUCCUUUUAUACGAGGAUAAUGAUUUGAUGACAAAAUAGUAGAUUUGAUGUUGUUUUAAAAUGAGAAUCCUCGUCUUAAUAAUUGAGUUGCUGUGUUACCAAUCAUCAAUAUCAUAUCUCUCUCUGCGCUGAGUUCCUCCCAUCUAUCCCUCGUUGUUUGCCAUUGCAUGCACCCUCCACACUCGUAACUCUCUCUACUACUUUAGGUUUAAUUCAGAGUUUCUUUAUUUAAUUGCAGUAGCAAAAAAUGGAUGCGUUAAUAGGUGGAGAUAAACUGAUUCUUAAGGGAUUAACAUUCUUUGGUUUUCAUGGAGCAAUAAAGGAAGAAAAUACCCUUGGACAGAAGUUUGUUGUAGAUAUAGAUGCUUGGAUGGAUCUUAAACCAGCUGGAAUUUCUGAUCAUUUAUCUCAUACUUUCAGUUACGCUGAAAUAUAUCUCAUAGCUAAGGAAGUUAUUGAAGGACCAGCUCUAAACCUUCUGGAAUCAGUGGCCCAAAAAAUUGCAAUCUCUACUUUGACUAUUCACAAAGAGAUAUCUGCUGUUCGUGUGAAGAUUGGAAAGCCUCAUGUGGCUAUUCAGGGUCCGGUUGAUUACUUGGGCGUUGAGAUUCUGAGACGCAGAAGCGAUUUGGCAGACUAGAACUUUCAUAUUUAGUACUGCAGGUUUUUUAUGUAUUCCAGUUCUGUUUGAUACAAUAAUAACAUUACUCUUCCCCGAGCAUACCAUCAGUCUUUUCUCUUUAUCUCUUAUAAGUCUUGUUAAUAAAAUUAAAAGAUGAAACUAUAAGCAGAUAAUUUGGAGACAACAAAAAACAAUACAGUGAGAUACUGUUACUUUUGAAUUGCCAAAGAGCAUCUGAAUUAAGUUUAUAACUUAUAUGAUAACAAUUGUUU